AAAGCCCGGGACAGUUGAGAGUGUGCAUGGAACGAAUAAUAAAGAAGAAUGGGAGGUUUUCGGUUUGAAAACGUCUACAAUUUUCCUCGCUGCUCUGGAAAAGAUGAGAUUCCAGAAGGAACGUCACCAAAAUGGAGAUGCAGGAAGAAAGCAAAGGCAAUGGCUCAACAGCAAGAAGAAGAGGUUGAGAAAUUGAGGUUGUCAAGUGCCGAAGAGCUAGAUAACCAUGACGACUCGCAGGAUUAUCACCGUGGCACGUGGACGAGGAAAUGUGACUUUCUUCUGUCAAUAGUGGGCUACUCCGUUGGCGUGUCAAACAUCUGGCGUUUUCCCUACCUCUGUAUGAGGAAUGGAGGAGGUGCAUUUCUCAUUCCAUUUUUCUUCUUCCUGAUCUUCUGUGGGAUUCCAUUGUUCUUCAUGGAGCUAUGUCUUGGUCAGUUUUCUGGGGUCAGUUCCCUAUUUGUGUGGUCACUUUGUCCUCUCUUCAAAGGUCUCGGCUAUCUCAUGGUCAUCGUAUCUUUUAUGAUGUCCUGGUAUUACAUCAUGGUACUAGUCUGGGUCAUCUACUACCUUGUCAACUCGUUCUACGACCCACUUCCCUGGUCUGUCUGCACCAAUUCAUGGAACACACCAUUUUGUAUCGAGGAUCGAGGCAAGAUCAACGCCAGCAAGUCAUUCCUGAAUAAUUUUACCUCAGUUGAAGCCAAUUCUUCUAUGUUUAUGGCAUCAAAUUAUUCAUUAAAUGCCUCGGCAGCCAACUUUACACCAGCCACAGCAGCAAAGGAAUUUUGGCAAUUAAAUGUCCUACAGAUUUCGUCAGGCUUCGGCGAUCUCGGUGGAAUACGAUGGCACUUGGUAUUAGCCCUGGCAGCGGCCUGGGUCCUCGUCUUCCUCUGCCUGAUGAAGGGUGUGAAAUCCGUUGGAAAGGUUGUAUAUGUCACUGCCCUCCUACCGUAUUUAUUGUUGACCAUAUUCCUGAUCCGUGGACUACUGUUACCAGGGGCAGUCGAUGGUAUCCUCUUCUAUCUCACCCCAGACUUCAGAAGACUCCUCGACUUCCAAGUGUGGUUGGAGGCUGGAAUACAAGUGUUUUACUCCCUCGGUCCGGCCUGGGGCGGACUUAUAACUAUGUCUAGUUAUAACAAAUUCACAAAUAACUGUCUCAGAGAUGCCAUCAUUGGGAGUUUGGCUGAUGCUCUUACAAGUUUCUACGGAGGAUUUGUGAUUUUCUCCGUACUAGGCUACAUGGCGUACGAGUCUAAACUGCCGAUCAAGGAAGUGGCCACCUCAGGACCUGGCCUGGCACUGGUGGCCUACCCCGAGGCUAUAACAAAGUUACCACUCCCCCAACUCUGGGCAGUGCUGUUCUUCCUCAUGUUACUAGCCCUUGGCAUUGACAGUCAGUUUGGUACAUUUGAGACGGUGUCCAGUGGGCUGGUGGAUGCUUUUCCUCGUCUGCUCGGCAAGCGAAAGGUCCUACUGACGGCCGCACUUUCCCUGGUGCUGUUUAUACUAGGGUUACCAUUUACCACAAAUGGUGGGAUGUACAUCUUCCAGCUAGUCGACUGGUAUGCUGCCUCACUGUGUGUCAUGCUCACCUGUUUCCUGGAGUGUAUCAUCGUAGGAUGGCUUUAUGGGGCUGACCGUUUCAGUAGAGAUGUAGAACUUAUGAUGGGUCGUCCCGUUCCUGUUAUAAUCCGAAUAUGUUGGUGUGUCAUUACACCCCUCAUAAUGCUGAUCGCAUUCACAGCAACGAUGAUAAACUACCAGCCCCCUACUUACGAAGGUUAUAGUUACCCGGGAUUCGCUCGAGCAAUUGGCCUUUUAAUGUCUGUCAUUCCCAUAAUUCCAGUUCCUGUUCUCAUGGCAACACAAAUAGCCCAGGCUAAAGGGCCAAUAAUAAAUCGUAUAUGGAAAUUAACACAGCCGACAUUGGAGUGGGGACCACACAUCAGUAAAUACAGAAAAGUGUAUCAAACUACAGCUAAACAAAGUCUACAGGGUCGUGAACUUUUACAGGCUAAUCUGUUCGGUGGGAAGCGAUAACCAGUCUACUCUACCAUGUGUCCGGUCUUGCCAUGCUGUGUUAGGUUUUAUUAGUGUCUGGCUACAGUUGUAAAUGAUUUUUCGCUUCAGUAGUGACCAGGUCACACAGCGGUAGUGACCAGUGUGUGAGUGGCUUGUCAGUGUAUGGCAAUAGUGAUGACCAGUGUCCGACAGCAUUGGUGACCUGUCUGUGACCAGAGUGUAACAGACUUGGUGACCUGUGAUCGGCAGUCGUCGUGACUGUUGUCUGCCAGUAAUGGUGACAGACACCUACUUAAAAUGGUGACUGAUCAGGAUAUCUGCUAACAAUGGUGACCAACAUCCGCCAAUGAUAGAGACUGAUGUCUGUCCACAGUGGUGACCGGUGUCUGUCCACAGUGGUGACUGAUGUCUCCUAAGCGGUGGUGACCAAUGUCCACCAACAGUGUUGACUGGUGACCUGCAGUGGUGGAGACCGAUGACCAACAGCUGUAUGUGUCUGGACCGAUGCUGACAGCCGUGGUGAUCAAUGUCCGACAGCUAUGGUGACCAAUGUAUGACUGAUUUGUGUCGAGCAACAACUAUAUGUGAUUUGUUUAACUGCAGCACCCAAACCAAACAUUCGGCAUUUGACAUUGAUAAUGACACAGUAUUUGGACUAUAAUUUGCUGAUUAUGACUAUAUCAGCUCAUUAUGAAAAAUGUCUCAUGAAAUGAAUCUCUUAUUCCCUCCCGAUAUGUUAGAAUCUCGUAGUUCUUCUGAUAAUGCUGGAAUCGAUCCCUUAUUUCCUCUGAUCAUUUUAGAAUCUCUUAUAUCCCUGAUUAUUUUGAAUCUCUUAUAUCCCUGAUUAUUUAGAAUCUCUUAUAUCCCUGAUUAUGUUGAAUCUCUUAUAUUCUCUUAUAUAUACCCUCCUAUUAUGUUCAGUAUAACAAUUCUUUUUAAAAAUCAAAUCCAAAAAUUGUUCACAAUAUUAAAAGUUUACGCUUUGAGAAAAAGAAAAACAUUGUCUUGUGAUAGUUGGUACAUUUUGUAGCAAUAGUUGAUGAUGCAAGGUGUUUGUGAAUUGUCAUAUUACAGGUACUUCAAGUACUGUUUAUAUACACACAUGCAAAUGUCAUCUUUUCCUCCAUGCUUCGAUCUCAUAUUUAGCAAUAUACUGAUCAGCAUGUAUGUAGACAGCUAUACCGUGGUACUAAGUCAAGCAUCUGUAGGUACUUUGUAUUUGUUAGAUUUCAUGGAGCUAAUAUUUUGCGGUUGGUUGUCUGUGUCAGACCGAGUUCACGGGUAUUACAUACAUAAAAUUUGUGCAACCACACCUUAUCAACAUAUUGCAUUAAACACUUAUAUUUAUUUUUUUGGACAUGUAUCAUAUAUAUUAACUCAUUUAUUUUUCACACUAUAUUUACUGUUAUGGCCGUAAAUAUAACAACAAUAAAUCCUCCACUAAUAUUACCAAACAAACAGUAUGUGAAUGUAGAAAAUCUACAACCAACAGUAACAUUGUUUACCUUCUUACCAUAUUUAUUCUCAAAUAAGACCCCUUUCUUAAUAUAAAAUUUUUGUAUGGUAUUUAUCCUCAAAUAAGCCCCCUCGCCUAGUGUAAAGUUUUAGUAUAGUUUUUAUCCUCAAAUAAGCCCCCUCGCCUAGUGUAAGAUUUUAGUAAGCCCCCUCGCCUAGUGUUAAGUUUUAGUAUGGAUUUAUCCUUAAAUAAGCCCCCUCCCUUAGUGGAAAACUUUAGUAUAGUUUUUAUCCUCAAAUAAGCCCCCUCGCAAAAUGUAAAACUUAAGUAUGGUAUUUAUCCUCAAAUAAGCCCCCUCGCCACGUGUAAAGUUUUAGUAUAGUUUUUAUCCUCAUAUAAGCCCCCUCGCCACGUGUAAAAGUUAGUUCUGUAUUUAUUUAAGCAUUAAAGUUUGAGGAAGCCUUAUUAAAAUUAUUGAUUCUGUAAAAAUGAAGAAGGGACUUGUUUGUGUGCAGAUGCUUAUUUGUGAUAUGGGCUUAUUUGUGAGUAGGGUCUUUUUUGUGGGUACAGACUUAUUUUGUGGGUAGGGGCUUAUUUGUGAAUAGAUACAGUAAUGUAAAACACCUUUUUCCCAAUUCAUGAUUGUAAUUUAAAAGUACUUAUUCUCAGUCAGAACACAUUGCCUUAUUGCUCCAUCAAACCUGUUUCAAUGAUCUCUGCCACAAUUUUUUUUCUCUCACAAGAAUUAGUCAUAAAACAGUAUUAACUUAACUUAUUAGUAUUUAUAUCUUGUUUGAAGAUAUCAAAUAAAUGUUGUAUUCAUUUGUUCAACACAUAUCAGCUUACCAGGUAUUCAUACCAGGUAUUAGAAUUUAAACUGACGAGUUAUGCAUUGUUCUAGUCGUAUUUGCUGACUAUAUAUACUUAUUUACAUGUCAGAGGAUGUUCAUUAUUAGCUCGCCCAAAAGCAGUCUAGGGGAGCUAUUGAUAUACCGCUGGUGCCGGCUUUGUCUGUAGACAGCUGGGUUAAAGUUUAUAUGUGUAUCAAACCAGAACAGUGUCAGGAGUAAUGAGAAUAAAGUUUAGGUAUUUCACAUUUGUGUUCCUUUUAAUAGGACCUUUCUAUUGGUACUACAUUUGUAGACCUGCUCAAAUUUACCUGUGACCUUUUGAAAAAGAUGAAUUCUGAAUUUCAACAAACUCUGCGAGCUGUUGUCUUCUGGCAACUUGUUUCUGUCAUUUUAAUAUUUUGUUACUAAGAAUGUAAUGUGACUGUUCAUUUAUUCUUGAUAAUGUAAUGUUUCUGAUAAUGUAACUUACUGUUUAUGUAAUGUUUCUGAUAAUGUAUUUUCCUGUUAAUGUAAUGUUCCUGAUAAUGUAAUUUACUGUUAAUGUAAGUUACUGUUAAUGUAAUGUUUCUAAUAAUGUAACUUACUGUUAAUGUAAUGUUCCUGAUAAUGUAAUUUACUGUUAAUGUAAUGUUUCUGAUAAUGUAAUGUUACUGUUAAUGUAAUUAUCCUGAUAAUGUCAUUUUGUUCUUUGUGUAAUGUUUCUGUUAUGUAAUGUUCCUAAUAAUCAUUAUGUAUUGGUGUUGUACUUUAUUUAAGGCAAAGCAAUUAGCAUGGCAUAAUGUUAAUGUAUUACAUGUAAUACUAUUGGGUUUUUUAUUGAGUGUGUGAUAUAACAUGUUUUUAUUUUGAGUAAGUACAUUGUGCAAAGUUUUAGUACCGGUGUGGUAUGGUAUUUUGAAGCAUGGUGAAAUGAAACGGGGUCAAAAUACCAUAAUUCAUUUUCAAAACAACAGAAAUUCAGUAUGCCGAUCUACAUAUAUCCACUGUCAAUUGGAUUACUAUAGCUAUAUUUUAUCUAGUAUUUUUAGUAGUUUUUCUUUUUUGUAUUGAAACAAAAGAUAAAUACUCAUGUGAAGUACUUGUUUAAUACUAAAUUAAAAAAAAAAACUUUAAAUUGGUUUAUUUGGAAAAAACAACAACUUUAAAUUGCUUUAUCUUAAUAAAAAUUCAGAAUGUUAAUAAUUAUGAACAGGACAUAGCACAAAUUUUCUACCUGCUGUCUAUAGCUAUGUACACUUGUAUAUGUGUAUAUAGACUGAUGUCCAUGUACACAUAAUUAUACAUGUGAAAUGUAUAUAUAUUAUACAUGUGUACAUACUGUGUAUUUGGAUUCCUUACAAAGUCCAUGCGGCUUGGCUGAUAACUGAAGUCAUUCUUCUGAUAUAUGUUUUCCAUCGUCGGAAACCCACGGUUGAUUGCACUACGCUACGCUUCACUUGUCACUCGGUGAUAAGUGUAGCGUAGUGCAAUCAACCGUGGGUUUCCGACGAUGUAUAUUUUCUAAUUCAACCAAUACUGCCAGUGGUGUCAGUUGUUUUAUAGACUUUAAGAUUUUCUUUAUUCAGCCUGCUUGUUGUAGAUUUUUACACCUGAGAGACUUUCCUUCAAGUUGGUAUAUAUUCUCAAUGCCAUUUUUAAAUUCUGCAAUUUUUGCAUGUAGUAAACAUAUCAACUGCGACUUAGCUUUAUUUUUGCAGCGUUACAAUGAAAUAUGAAGUUAAAUUUGCAGCUUCCAAAUUCUUAUACACAUGUUAUUGCAGUUUUAUUUAUAAGUGAUAGCUUUAUGGAAUUACUUAUGUUACCAUGGAAAUCUCAAAAGUUUCCAAAGUAAACAUGUAGAUUGUUGUAAAUAUUAUCAGUGUAUAACAAUCUAGAAUUAUCUUUAUUCAAAAUACUGAACAUGUGCAAAAUUCUUGGAUUUGCCUAGAUUGUUUUGGCCUUCAUGAAGUAAAGAAUUGGACAACAUAACAAAUCAUCCAAUCACAAUUCUCUGAAGCAUCCAUCUUCAAUAUGAGUAUCUUUUAUAGAAAUGAAAUCCUGUUGAACUAGAAGCAUAAAUAUACCAGAUAUAUGUACAUGUAUAAACAGGUUUAAGUCCUGUCUACUUCAUAGUUGUUGAUAUCAAGUAAAACUUGUGGUAUGUACUAGAAGUCAGAAAUGUAUUGUUUACAAAAUAUGACACAUAUGAUAAGAGAAAAUAAAGUGCUAUUUUGUGUAAA
This is a messenger RNA of Pecten maximus, 6554 nucleotides long. RefSeq names its product sodium- and chloride-dependent GABA transporter 1-like. The coding region runs from base 49 to 2046 and encodes 665 amino acids. Gene Ontology annotation, biological process: sodium ion transmembrane transport. Lineage: Eukaryota; Metazoa; Mollusca; Bivalvia; Pectinida; Pectinidae. The transcript has 15 exons. Gene Ontology annotation, cellular component: membrane. The record is from RefSeq and is a predicted model, not a curated record.